GCUGAUUACUUCCCUCAGGCCAUGAAGACUGCUCAGGUCCUACAGAGGAUGUGGGUCCAGGCUGUUAAAAAGUUGGGGAGAUUGAAAGACCAUGCCCCAGGCAUGGAAGAACUGAUAUGGGAACAGUACACUGUGACCCUACAAAAGGAUUCCAAAAGAGGAUUUGGAAUUGCAGUGUCCGGAGGCAGAGACAACCCCCACUUUGAAAAUGGAGAAACUUCAAUUGUCAUUUCUGACGUGCUUCCGGGUGGGCCCGCUGACGGGCUGCUUCAAGAAAAUGAUAGGGUCGUCAUGGUUAACGGCACCUCCAUGGAGGAUGUGCUCCAUUCAUUUGCUGUUCAGCAGCUGAGAAAAAGUGGGAAGAUCGCUGCCAUUGUGGUCAAGAGGCCCCGGAAGGUCCAGCUGGCCCCGCCUCAGGUCAGCCCUCCGCUCAAUGAGGAUGACCGGGCUUUUGAGGUGAUGGAUGAGUUUGACAGGAGAAGUGCCCAGAGCGGGUACAGUGAGAGGAGCCGGCUGCGCAGCUGGGAGGAAAGCCUGGAGAGAGGGCGUCCCCACGACCGGCCACGCAGCCGGGAGCGGGACCGGAGCCGUGGCCGGAGCCUGGAGCGGGGCCUGGACCAUGACGACUAUGGCCGAGCCCAAGACAGGAGCCGUGGCCGGAGCCUAGAGCGGGGCCUGGACCAUGAUGACUAUGGUCGAACCCGAGACCGGAACCGCGGCCGGAGCCUGGAGCGAGACCUGGACCAUGUCGACUAUGGCCGAGCCCGAGAAAGCAGCCGUGGCCACAGCAUUGACCAGGCCUAUGACCGGGCCUACAGCCCGGAGGUAGAGUACGGCUACAGGUCCCAGCGUGAUGUCCGGUAUGAGAUGUCCCGGAGCCGCAGCCGCGAGCACCUCCGCUCUCGCAGCCGCAGUCCCAGCCCGGAGCCGAGAGGCCGGCCAGACCGCUCAGGCCAGCUGGAACCAGAGAGGCCCAUCGGGGUCCUUCUGAUGAAAAGCAAAGCAAAUGAAGAGUAUGGUCUCCGGCUUGGAAGUCAGAUCUUCAUAAAGGAAAUGACUAGUACCGGUCUGGCAACUAAAGAUGGCAACCUGCACGAAGGGGACAUAAUUCUCAAGAUAAAUGGAACUGUAACUGAGAACAUGUCUUUAACGGAUGCUCGAAAACUGAUAGAAAAGUCAAGAGGAAAACUCCAGCUAGUGGUGUUGAGAGACAGCAAACAGACGCUCAUCAACAUUCCAUCGUUAAAUGACAGCGACUCAGAAAUAGAAGAUAUCUCAGAAAUAGAGUCAAACCAAUCAUUUUCUCCAGAGGAGAGACGGCACCAAUAUUCCGACUAUGAUUAUCAUUCCUCAAAUGAAAAGCUGAAGGAAAGGCCAAAUUCAAGAGAGGACGUGCAGAGCAGAUGGUCCAGGAUGGGCGCCACACCCACUCCCUUUAAGUCCACGGGGGAUAUUGCGGCUGCAGUUGGCACAGAGACCAGCAAGGAACCCUUAUGCCAAGAGGAAGCCCCAGCUCCUCCACCAAAACCAACACCAAGAACUUAUCUUCGUCCCAGUCCUGAAGAUGAAGCAAUAUAUGGCCCCAAUACCAAAAUGGUGAGGUUCAAGAAGGGAGACAGUGUGGGCCUUCGGUUGGCUGGUGGCAAUGAUGUUGGGAUAUUCGUGGCUGGCAUUCAGGAGGGUACAUCGGCAGAGCAAGAAGGCCUUCAAGAAGGGGACCAGAUACUGAAGGUGAACACACAGGAUUUCAGAGGGCUGGUUCGGGAGGAUGCUGUUCUCUACCUGUUAGAAAUCCCCAAAGGUGAAAUGGUGACCAUUUUAGCUCAGAGCCGAGCUGAUGUGUAUAGAGACAUACUGGCUUGUGGCAGAGGAGAUUCAUUUUUUAUAAGAAGCCACUUUGAAUGUGAGAAGGAAACUCCACAGAGCCUGGCCUUCACCAGAGGGGAGGUCUUCCGAGUGGUAGAUACCCUGUAUGAUGGCAAGCUGGGCCACUGGUUGGCUGUGAGGAUUGGAAACGAAUUGGAGAAAGGCUUAAUCCCCAACAAAAGCAGAGCUGAACAAAUGGCCAGCGUUCAGAAUGCCCAGAGAGACAAUGCUGGGGACAGGGCAGAUUUCUGGAGAAUGCGUGGCCAGAGAUCCGGCAUGAAGAAGAACUUAAGGAAGAGUCGGGAAGACCUAACAGCUGUUGUGUCGGUUAGCACCAAGUUCCCGGCUUAUGAGAGGGUUUUACUGCGAGAAGCUGGUUUCAAGAGACCUGUGGUUUUAUUUGGCCCCAUAGCAGAUAUAGCACUGGAAAAGUUAGCAAAUGAGUUACCUGACCUGUUCCAAACUGCUAAAACAGAACCGAAAGAUGCAGGAUCUGAGAAAUCCAGCGGAGUGGUGCGGUUAAACACUGUGAGGCAAAUUAUUGAACAGGAUAAACAUGCACUACUGGAUGUGACUCCUAAAGCUGUAGACCUGUUGAAUUAUACUCAGUGGUUCCCGAUUGUGAUUUUUUUCAACCCAGACUCUAGACAGGGUGUCAAAACCAUGAGACAGAGGUUGAAUCCAACUUCUAACAAAAGUUCUCGAAAAUUGUAUGAUCAAGCCAACAAGCUUAAAAAAACGUGUGCACAUCUUUUUACAGCUACAAUCAACCUAAGUGCAGCCAAUGAUAGUUGGUUUGGCAGCUUAAAGGACACAAUCCAGCAUCAGCAAGGAGAAGCAGUUUGGGUCUCUGAAGGAAAGAUGGAAGGGAUGGAUGAUGACCCUGAAGACCGCAUGUCCUACUUAACCGCCAUGGGCGCGGACUAUCUGAGUUGCGACAGCCGCCUCAUCAGUGACUUCGAAGACACCGACGGCGAAGGAGGCGCCUACACUGACAAUGAGCUGGAUGAGCCAGCCGAGGAGCCACUGGUGUCUUCCAUCACCCGCUCCUCGGAGCCGGUGCAGCAUGAGGAGAGCAUAAGGAAACCCAGCCCAGAGCCACAAGCUCAGAUGAGGAGGGCUACUAGCAGAGAUCAACUUAGGGACACUAGCCCACCCCCGGCAUUCAAACCAGAGCCGCCCAAGGCCAGAACCCAGAACAGAGAAGAGUCCUUCGAAUACUCCAGAUCCUAUGAAUACAAGUCAAACUCCCCCCCAGCUAUGGCUGGUCACGAAAUUCUGGGGGCAUCUGCCAAAGGUCAUCCUCCUCCCGUUGCAGCGAAACCUUCCUUUGGCCGGCCUAUACUGAAGCCCUCCACCCCGGUCCCUCCCCCAGAGAGUGAGGACACAGGAGAGGGCAGCGAGGGGCAAGAUAACACACCCAAGUCUGUCCUGGGCAAAGUGAAAAUAUUUGAGAAGAUGGAUCACAAGGCAAGAUUACAGAGAAUGCAAGAGCUCCAAGAAGCACAGAAUGCAAGGAUUGAAAUUGCUCAGAAGCAUCCUGAUAUCUAUGCAGUUCCGAUCAAAACCCACAAGCCAGACCCUGGCCAGUACACAAGUUCCAGACCCCCUGAGCCACAGAAAGGUCCUUCCAUACUCUAUCAAGAUGCCAGAGGAAGUUAUGGCAGUGACGUGGAGGAGGAAGAAUAUCGCCAGCAGCUGGCAGAACACUCAAAGCGUGGUUAUUAUGGCCAGCCUUCCCGAUACCGGGACACAGAGUUGUAGGUGUCUGAGAAUUGACUUUUCGUACCCAGCUGCCGCCACCUCAGAGUACCUGCGAAGCCACGGGAUGGUUCUUUCCAGUUAAAAUGCACCGUGGAGAUGUGCCGGGACCUGAGUUCCUGUCCAGGGGACAGCCAAGCAAAUUCAGAACUGAAGGCUCUAUUUGUGGGGCUGGGUCUGGGGAGGUUUUGGCUUUUUGCUCAGAAUUCAGAGAAACACUACAGUUUGAUACUGUUUCCUGCUUCAGUGGACCAAAAUCUGUAUUAAUUCUGUUUGCAUAUUUUUAACAUGUCUAUUAAGAAUUAAUAACUACUUUUCCUCAUUAAUAGCUGUCUUCAAGGACUGUUUCAAUGUGAGACAGAAUGUGAAAAAAAGAAUAGAAAUACUGUUGGACUCCAACUAAAUUCAAAGAAGUAUUUUAUUACAACUUUAAGUGCCUUUGAUGAGAAGUGUCUUAAAUUUUCUUCCUUUGAAGCUUUUUAUGCAAAGCCAUAAUGGACUAAACUUUUUGACUACAUUUUCAUACCAAUUUAAUAGCUAUAGUUUUCCCUGCACUGUGUCAUCUUUUCAAGGCAUUCGUCUUUGUAAUAUUUUCCAUAAAUUCUGACUGUAUGUAUAUAGCUAUUCUUGGUAGUUUGGCUACCAGUGUUAAACAGGUUGAAGACCAAGAAACUGGUAUAGAAAGUUUUUGUUUGUAUAAAACUAUGUGCUCCACAAAAGCAGAUACUCAAGACAAACACAAUUUCCAAAAGUGUGUGUGUUGACAACAGUUUUAUAAUGUAAUAAAAAGGAGGACAUCGCAAUCAACCAAUUUGCUUUGUGGUGGAUUUCUACACUGAUUCCUAUUUUUAAAUGCAACUUGUAUUUCAGUUAUUGAUCAUAUAAGUGAGGAUGUGCCCCUUGCUGAAAGUUGGAAUAUGGAGACAUAGGAAAAAAACAAAAUAAAAACUACCCGUAAUCUCA
Molecule: messenger RNA, 4590 nt
Organism: Pteropus alecto (black flying fox)
Lineage: Eukaryota; Metazoa; Chordata; Mammalia; Chiroptera; Pteropodidae
Gene: TJP2
Product: tight junction protein 2
Exons: 23
Coding region: 22-3630 (1202 amino acids)
Biological process (GO): positive regulation of blood-brain barrier permeability; protein localization to cell-cell junction; cell-cell junction organization
Cellular component (GO): bicellular tight junction; plasma membrane
Molecular function (GO): cell adhesion molecule binding
Source: RefSeq, a predicted model, not a curated record